Messenger RNA from Paraglomus occultum, 623 nucleotides. The record is from the annotation of a GenBank genome assembly. NCBI's taxonomy places the organism in Eukaryota, Fungi, Glomeromycota, Glomeromycetes, Paraglomerales, Paraglomeraceae.
CAAACGUUAUUGCAAAUUCAGCAACUUUUUCCAUUCCCAGUGGUAAAAUUUGGUGGGUUUGGUCUGCUACACCUUCUAACAUUUUUACGUGCAAUGCAAUAUAUUCGAAUUCAACCACUUUUAAUAGUACGUGUGGUUCUGCUCUCAAUCUUGUACCUUCUGCGACCGGUUAUUCUGCAUUUAAAUUCUUUAUGUGGUCAUUUAACAGCAAAACUACGCCAGUACUCGACCCAAACACCUUUAAAACCGUGAAUUCAAUCAGCAGCUGUUCAGAUCUUCCAUGCGGUUGUGGUCCUGCGGCAGCUUCAUUCAACCAGUAUUAUGUUUUAGCGAUACAGAAUAACAAUGCGUUCUCCGUCGAUUUGCAACUCGACGUCUCCUGGGAUAUGGACUGUGGUCAAUCUAAUACUGGUAAUUCCACAACUAGCGGAUCUGGUGAUCCUACUAGUCCAACCAAUAGUAAUCCUACCAGUCCGAGCACUAGUAGUUCUGGUAAUCCUAGUUCUACAAACGGUAGUUCUGGUAACCCUAGUUCUACGAAUGGUAGUUCUGUUAAUUCUAACAGCAGUGGCAUAACAUAUUUAAUAUCCCUGGUAACAAUGGUUGUCUUUUUAUGGAAUUAG